AUGACUUCAAGAUUGUCUGAAAAAGACGGCAACAACCCAGUUGCCAGCGUUGCGAAGAAUGAUACUGGAAACGCUACUAUAGCAGAAACGUCAACUCCGGGUAAAGGCAAUGUACACUACGUCAAUCGUGCUGAAAGUGACCCCCUUCCGGAGUAUGAAGGAGAGCUCAUUCCAGGGUACGACGCAAAUCUGAUGCGAGCACGAGCAACUCUUAGUAGCGCAGAGGAAAAGAAGCUCUUACGAAGAAUCGAUUGGCACCUCAUUCCGCUCCUAGCAGUGAUUUAUAUGCUGAAGAGCGUUGAUUUCACUAAUAUAUCCUGGGGGAUUGUGCUCUGCUGCCAUGCAGCUGUGAUUAACCGACAAGGCCUCUACACUGUUCGCUUCUUCCUCGGUCUCUUUGAGGCCGGUCUAUGGCCCGGAAUGCUUGUCCAAUUAUGCUACUGGUAUCGACCAGAUGAAAUUGCUCCUCGUAUAGUACUUGUAACAAUCCUAGGGAACUUCAUUCCCUCGACGUCAUCCUGGCUGUCGGAGAAAGAGCAGAUCUUCAUCCAAGCCCGUCUCCCUAGUAACUCUCCGCGAGCGGCCGAGGCGAACUUUGACUUGCGCGAGCUUAUCACGACAUUCAAAAAUAAGCGAGUCUGGCUCUUCCUCUUCUGCUGGGCCUUCUUCACGGUGGGGACCACCGGGCUUACCUUCUACCAGCCAACGGUAAUUGCAAACUUAGGCUUUACCUCUAUAAGCGAAACACAGCUGUUAAACAUCCCAUCCGCAGUCUUUGCAGUGAUUCUAACAGUAUUGUUUGGCAUCUUAGCUGACACCGGACGAAUUCCCCUGCCGGCGAUCCCACUGGCGUUCAUGGUAGUGAUCGAAGCGUGCUAUGGCGUGCUCUAUGCUUUUCCAAAUACUGGCGGCGUCUAUGGCGCAACUAUUCUCGCGGGGGGUUUCUCAACCGCGUGGUACGUGAUGAUGUGGCCCUGGCGAGUCCAGACCACCGAAGGCGCCACGGGCUCGGCAUUUGCGAUUGCCUUUGCUAAUAGUUACGGGCAAAUUGGCGGAGCGGUUGGAUCCCAACUGUUUAAUUCUCGCUACGCGCCGCGAUACACAACAUCCUUUGGAAUCGGGAUGGCGUUUGUGGGCAUGGCGAUCAUUAUGAAUCUUAUUACUUGGACCUUCACGUGGCAGGUCGACGUCGAUACUAGGAAAUUGAAGCGAAUCCGGCUGUCGGCGGCGAAGCAGAACCAGGCAGUGUUAGAUGAUGAAAAAUUUAAUGUCUACGCCUAUGUUGGGGAGAACCGGCUUCCGGACGUCUUGCUCACCAGCCACAUCGAUACUGUCCCGCCCUUCAUCCCUUACUCCCUCCAUGUCCUUAGCUCGAAGACUGGGUCAUUCAACAAUCGCACAGACCUAGUAAUUGCGGGAUGGGGCACCGCCGAUGCCAAAGCCAGCGUAGCAGCGAUAGUAUUCGCCGCGCUGGAAACACUCCGCGACAACCCCGACGCCUCAAUCGGCUUACUCUUUGAUGUAGGCGAGGAAAACGGUGAGCCAACUGAGCUUAGUCUCGUCGCGGCGCAUAAAGGUGGCCUGGGGUUCAAGCUGGUGGCUGAAGGCAAAGCCGCGCAUUCAGGAUACCCUUGGCUGGGCAACAGUGCUAUUUCGUCAAUUCUUCACGUGCUAGCCCAUCUUGACUCCCUGGAAGAUGUUCCGCCCGAGGACGGUGGUCUCCUUCGGAGUGAGACGUUGGGGAAAUCAACAUUGAAUAUUGGACUGGUGAGUGGCGGCGUGGCCGCGAAUGUCGUUCCAGCGCACGCUGAAGCAACGAUCUCGGUUCGGCUUGCGGCAGGGAUCCCGGAGGACACCAGAAUCAUAAUAGAAAACGCGGUAGAAGCUAUUACUGGGGAUGACGCAGGCGUCUAUCUGGACUUUGUGGAUCGCACAUCGGGUGCUUCUCCACAGUAUUUCGAUGCGGACAUUGAUGGGUUUGACGUUAUUACAGUGAAUUACGGGACCGAUGCUUCAUCGCUCGAGAUUCAUGAUCAGGGAAUGCGGAGGGUCCGGCGAUAUCUUUAUGGGCCUGGGAGCAUUCACGCCGCGCAUGGAGAUAACGAAGCAAUCACGGUAGGGGAGCUGGAAGAGGCGGUGCGUGGAUACAAACGUCUUAUCUCUGCUGUUCUGUAG
Messenger RNA from Aspergillus alliaceus, 2175 nucleotides. Its product is annotated as major facilitator superfamily domain-containing protein. Gene Ontology annotation, cellular component: membrane. The record is from RefSeq and is a predicted model, not a curated record. Bases 1 to 2175 code for a protein of 724 amino acids. NCBI's taxonomy places the organism in Eukaryota, Fungi, Ascomycota, Eurotiomycetes, Eurotiales, Aspergillaceae. Gene Ontology annotation, molecular function: transmembrane transporter activity; hydrolase activity. The transcript is spliced from 7 exons.